This is a messenger RNA of Triticum turgidum subsp. durum (durum wheat), 1464 nucleotides long. Lineage: Eukaryota; Viridiplantae; Streptophyta; Magnoliopsida; Poales; Poaceae. The record is from the annotation of a GenBank genome assembly.
AUGGCCACCGCCCUCCGCCCUCCCCGGCUCCCAGCAGUCCCGGAGCAGGCUUCCUCGCUUCAUCGCCUACCAAAGCACAGAGUCGCUGUCACCGGGCGUAGGAGCUUCGCCGCCAGGGCCGGCUCGUAUCCAGGCAACGUGGGCGUCCCGAAGCAAUGGUACAACCUCAUCGCCGACCUGCCGGUGAAGCCGCCGCCGAUGCUGCACCCGGGGACGCACCAGCCGCUCAACCCCAGCGACCUGGCCCCUCUCUUCCCCGACGAGCUGAUCCGGCAGGAGCUCACGGAGGAGCGCUUCAUUGACAUACCCGACGAGGUCCGGGAUGUCUACGAGCUCUGGCGCCCCACGCCGCUGAUCAGGGCCAAGAGGCUGGAGAAGCUGCUCAGCACGCCGGCGAAGAUCUACUACAAGUACGAAGGCACUAGCCCGGCGGGGUCGCACAAGGGCAACACCGCCGUGCCGCAGGCGUGGUACAACGCCGCGGCGGGGGUCAAGAACGUGGUCACCGAGACCGGCGCCGGCCAGUGGGGCAGCGCGCUCUCCUUCGCCAGCACCCUCUUCGGCCUCAACUGCGAGGUGUGGCAGGUGCGCGCGUCCUACGACCAGAAGCCGUACCGGAGGCUGAUGAUGGAGACGUGGGGCGCCAAGGUGCACCCGUCGCCGUCCGACGUGACGGAGGCCGGCAGGAGGCUCCUGGCGGCGGACCCGAGCAGCCCGGGGAGCCUCGGGAUGGCCAUCUCCGAGGCGGUGGAGGUCGCGGCCACCAACGCCGACACCAAGUACUGCCUCGGCAGCGUGCUCAACCACGUCCUGCUGCACCAGACCGUCAUCGGCGAGGAGUGCCUGGAGCAGCUGGCGGCCAUCGGCGACACCCCGGACGUCGUCAUCGGCUGCACCGGCGGCGGCUCCAACUUCGGCGGGCUCGCCUUCCCCUUCAUGCGCGAGAAGCUGGCCGGCAGGAUGAACCCGCAGUUCAGGGCCGUGGAGCCCGCCGCGUGCCCCACGCUCACCAAGGGCGUCUACGCCUACGACUACGGCGACACGGCCGGGCUGACGCCGCUGAUGAAGAUGCACACCCUCGGCCACGACUUCGUCCCUGAUCCCAUCCAUGCAGGUGGGCUUCGCUACCAUGGAAUGGCGCCUCUUAUCUCCCAUGUGUAUGAGCUCGGGUUCAUGGAGGCCAUGUCCAUACAGCAAACUGAGUGCUUCGAAGCUGCAUUACAAUUUGCACGGACGGAGGGCAUCAUCCCGGCGCCGGAGCCGACGCACGCGAUCGCGGCGGCGAUCAGGGAAGCGCUGGAGUGCAAGAGGACCGGGGAGGAGAAGGUCAUCCUCAUCGCCAUGUGCGGCCACGGCCACUUCGACCUCGCCGCCUACGACCGGUACCUGAGAGGCGACAUGAUUGAUCUCUCACACUCCUCUGAGAAGCUCAAGGAGUCUCUGGGUGCCAUUCCCAAAGUUUGA